Molecule: messenger RNA, 3620 nt
Organism: Trichoderma reesei QM6a
Lineage: Eukaryota; Fungi; Ascomycota; Sordariomycetes; Hypocreales; Hypocreaceae
Exons: 7
Coding region: 69-3620 (1183 amino acids)
Biological process (GO): allantoin catabolic process
Molecular function (GO): allantoicase activity; GTPase binding
Source: RefSeq, a predicted model, not a curated record
AAUUCCUCGCCAAUUCACCCUCCAGCAUCAUACCAAGAGUCACUCAUCGUCCGCAAGUAUCGCACGCAAUGUCUUCCUUUGCUGAUGAGGUCGAGUACAAGCUCGAUGCCGUUGAGGCAACGCAGCUGGCCGCCAACGAAAUCGACAAGGCAUUUCGCCCAGCAUGCAUAGAUCUCGUCUCGGCGGGACUCGGCGGCAAGGUCCUUGGCUUCUCAGACGAAUGGUUCGCCGAGGCCAGCAACCUCCUAACUCCAACGGCGCCCAUCAGCCAGCCGGGCAAGAUGGUCUACACCGGAGCUUGGUACGACGGCUGGGAGACGAGACGACACAACCCCGAAGAGUUCGAUUGGGUGGUGGUCCGUCUCGGUGUCGCCUCGGGCAUCGUCAAGGGCGUCGAAAUCGACACGGCCUUCUUCAACGGCAACAACGCCCCCGCCAUAUCCGUCGAGGGCUGCUUCAGCGACAACGAUGACGAGGUCGUCUCGUGGAAAGGUGGCCGAGGCAAGUGGGAGACCAUCCUCAACAUUCGAGAGUGCGGCCCGUCACAGAGACACGGCUGGAAGCUCGACGUACCGACGACGAAGCAAUACACGCACGUGAGACUCAACAUGUACCCGGAUGGAGGCAUCGCCAGGUUCCGCCUGUACGGACACGCAGUCCCCGUGUUCCCCCAAGACAAGGAUGCAGUCUUUGACCUCGCGGCGGCGCAAAACGGCGGCAUUGCCAUCUCGUGCAGCGAUCAGCACUUUGGCUCCAAGGACAACCUGCUGCUGCCGGGCCGCGGCAAGGACAUGGGCGACGGCUGGGAGACGAAGCGCUCGCGGGGCAAAGGCCACAUCGACUGGACAAUUGUCAAGCUGGGAGCUCCGGGCUACAUUCAAGAGUUUCUUGUGGACACGGCACACUUUAGAGGGAAUUUCCCGCAGAAAGUGGCCGUCCAAGGUCUGUCGUGGAAGGGAGAGGGCCAGCCCGAGGCGGACUCGGAGGGAUGGAUCGAGGCUGUGCCGCCAAGCAAGACGGGGCCUGAUCAGGAGCACAAGUUUGCGUCUGCCAUUACGGAUGUGCCUCUGACGCAUGUCAAGCUGAUUAUGAUACCUGAUGGAGGAGAAUCACUAAAUCAUUGCACACAACCGUCACAUCCACAUACAAUUGCGGUUGAAGUAAUUGCUACCAGGCACUCUGGCUCUGCCCCUCCUCCCACCAUGGAUCUCGGGGACUCUGGCGGCGAGGCCCAGCGACGGACCAUUCCGGCUGACUUGCCCACGUCUCUGGACGAUCGCAGACACGCGGCGGGAGAGUUUACGGUGCCGGAGACGGAGAUGUACGAUGGCUGGCAAGGCCAGUCCCAAUUCCUCACAUCGCCCGUGCUCGCAAAGCCCCUCAACUUUGGUGACCUCUCCCUCAACGAUUCGAACGAAAACGACUUCAUCGACAGCGGCCCCAAGGACAGCGACGCCAGGCUGAUGGAGAUGCUGGCCGCCCAGGCCGCGCACCGCAACGAGGCGGCGCUGGAAGACGAGGACGCCAUCAUCAACAACGACAAGAUGACCGAGUCCGAGAAGAAGGACAUUCUACAGAGAGCACUCACCAUGGCUGCCAGCAAUGGCGACACUGAAAGGGUCAAGAAGCUGCUCGAGGGCGAGGCGAAGCCCUUUGUGGACGUCAAUCUUGCCGACGACGACGGCACCCCCGCGUUGAUCUACGCCAGCUGCUUUGGUCACGAAAAGGUCGUCGAGGCUCUCAUUGCUGCCGGUGCCAACGUCAACCAGCAGGAUCGCAAUCAAUGGACGCCUUUCAUGUGGGCAAUGACGAACCGCCACAAGGGCAUCGCGAAGCUGCUGCUGGACAAGGGCGCAUCUUCGGAGCAAAAGACGUCGUCCGGGCGGACCGCGUUCGACUUUGUUCCUCCAGACAGCGACAUGUCGUUUUACUUGCAUGACAAUGGCUACACUAUCGGGAACGCGGGCAUGGGCGGCGACUUUUACAAUCCCGGCUUCUCACAGGACCGCUUUGAGGAGGAGAUGGCGGAGAACGAGAUGCGGAGACGACUGAUGAUGGAGAGUGCCCGCGAUUUGGAGGUUGAUUUGGGAAACGUUGGCAUGGACGAUCAGCCAGAGACGAUGGACGACUUCGAAGAAGAACAGCAAGAGUUUGACUGGAGUCGCUGCCUCCACGACCAGAUGUUUGUCUUCCAGGAGCACGAACUCGAUCGGAUACUGGAUAUCGUCGUCACCAAAAUGACGCCCCAGCGGUCGCCGUCGCAGAAGCCGGUACCGGCAAACAUGAUCUUUCUCAGUGCGAGAUACGCACAUUACCACGCCAGUCCCGAUCUGCUGAGACGACUGCUCGUGUCUGCAAUGCAGCGCAUCAAUGCCGUUGUCGAAAAGUCCCAGUGGGAUAUGACCAUUUUGGCGUUUUGGAUGUCCAAUGCCACGCUCCUCCUACACUACCUCAAGAAAGAUGCUGGAUUGGUGGAGGCGACGACCACAUUCCAGGCACAGCUGGCUGAGCUGAUCAAUGAGAUUUUUGUGCUGAUUGUCCGGGAUGCCGAGAGACGACUGGACAAGGUCCUCGAUCCUGCCAUGCUAGAGCACGAGACUAUCCCCGGAUUCGAGGAUAUCGCCUUCCAGAAUGAGUGGAAGAUCUUCAAGAGAAAGUCUACGGUCAAGGAGCAGCCUCUCGAGAAGCGCUACCGGCCACCGUCUCCCAAGCAGAGAGCAAAGCCGGCUCCCCGAAAUGUCACUUCCCUGCUGUCAUCGACGCUCUUCGUGCUAGACCUGUACGAUGUCCACUCAGUCAUCACGGCACAAAUCAUCUCUCAGCUUCUCUACUGGCUUGGGUGCGAGCUGUUCAACAGGGUCAUGUCCAACCGCAAGUACCUCGCCAGGACAAAGGCCAUGCAGAUCCGCAUGAACGUGUCCAUGGUGGAGGACUGGGCACGAACAAACAAUAGACAGGCGGAACACUACGAAGGCGGCGAGAUGGACUCAUCGGGCGAGACAACAAUGGACGCGGCCAAGCGACACCUCGCCCCGGUGAUUCAGCUGCUGCAAUGGCUGCAAUGCUUCUCGUCGCUGAAUGCCGAUGACCUGGAGGCCCUCGUCGACACUCUUCAGCAGUUGAAGAGGUUGACGCCGCAGCAGCUGAUUCAUUCCGCCACGCAUUACCGACCCGAAGUGGGCGAAAAGGGGCUGCCGGCUAGCGCGAUGAAGUAUUUGCUCGCGAUCCAGAAAGAGACUGCGCUCAAGAAGGAUCGGCGUCAAAGCACGACAGAGAGCCUUCCGAGCACGCCAGUAACGGGCAGCUUCAAUGGAAACGGGCUGUCGACCCCGAGGAGCGUCAACAUGAAAUCGCCCAGCAUCAGGGGCGCCGAUUCAGACGACGAGGACAGCACGCCAAAGGGUCUGCUGCUGAACCCGGCUUACAUGCUGCCCUUUGCGCUGCCGUCGGUCACGGACAUGCUUGUCUCGUACGGGGCGGGCUUUGGAGGCGUCAACAGGGAGCGGGAGCGCAAGUACAUUCCGACUGUGCCGCCCGAGUUUUUGGAAAAGCUGGAGGUGAAUGGGACGCGGAACCCGCCCAUGUUCCAGGAGAAGGAUUGGGAAAAUGAGGAGGUUUGA